This is a messenger RNA of Linum tenue, 651 nucleotides long. NCBI's taxonomy places the organism in Eukaryota, Viridiplantae, Streptophyta, Magnoliopsida, Malpighiales, Linaceae. The record is from the annotation of a GenBank genome assembly.
AUGAGAGAUUUCCCCUCUUGUUUCAGCGAGAAUGGAGUUCAGGUAGCCGAUUCUUCUUCUUCUUUUGCCUCGUCUUCAACCGUCACUAAAACUGCUCAGAAUCUAGUCACUUGCUUGUACCAAUGUCGAAUCCGUGGCCGUUCCUGCUUGAUCACUGUCUCCUGGACCAAAACCUUGAUGGGUCUAGGACUAGCCCUUGGAAUCGACGAUUCCUCACACCAUUGUCUUUGCAGAGUUGAAAUUAAACCGUGGCUGUUCUCUAAGAAGAAAGGGUCGAGGAGCUUGGAAGCUUACUCAUGUAAAAUAGACGUUUAUUGGGAUCUCUCUUCAGCGAAAUUCGGAUCCGGUAGCCCUGAACCACAACAAGGGUUCUACGUCGCAGCUGUAGUAGACAAGCAAAUGAUUCUCCUUCUGGGGGACAUGACUAAAGAAGCCUUCAAGAAAACCAACGCCAGUGCCAUUCUACCUCUUACUUCUAGUGCUGUUUUUGUAGCCAAGAGGGAACAUCUCUCUGGCAAGAAAGUGUUCAGCACUAAGGCUCAAUUCUGUGACAAUGGUCAGGUCCACGAUCUCGUCCUUGAAUGUGACACGAUUGGGGUCAGCGAUCCGUGCCUCAUGGUUCGAGUGGACCGCAAACGGUGUUGCAGGUGA